AUGUUGUUUCUCAGUGCCUUAGCGAUCGGGAUGAUUACUGGUUUACAGAAUGUAUCAGAGGUGCCCACGACGGAGAGUGACGUAGAGUCGACCACAGACAUGGGGUUACUGGAAGCUACAGCCAGGGCUCCAACCCCUAAUGAUUUUGUGAAUGUUACAAUACAAGAGAGACCCUCCAUGUGGGACGUAUAUUUAAAUCACUGCCCGAAGUGGCGUCCUAUCAACCAUAUAUUUUUUCAGACGGCCAAUGUGUUCUUUUUACUGUCAUUCCUUGCACCGCACACUCCGAGUGGUCUUAUAUGGUUACGAGUGGCCCUUAUCUUGGGCUGCUCGUUCUCAGGAUUGUGGGCUUGGAGUAUUGAGUGCUACUUGGAUUCUGUUGUGUGGAACUGUGUGUUUGUUGUCAUCAACUUUGUGUACUUCUCGGUGCAGUUCUACUUAUUGAGGCCGAUCAAAUUCCAUAAGGAUAUUGAGGAGGUUUACCUGGCGUUGUUCAAGCCGCUCCGAGUGUCCCGCCGUCAGUUCCGCCGCGUCUUGAUGUGUAUGCGUAACGUGAGGCAGCUCAAAUGCCACGAGCUCUACGCCCACGAGAAGGUCACUAAAGUAGACAGCCUCUCCCUGGUGCUCUCAGGAAAGUUGGUGGUAUCUCAGAACCAGCGAGCCCUGCAUAUCGUGUUCCCACACCAUUUCCUGGACUCCCCGGAGUGGUUUGGGGUUUCAACGGAUGAAUUCUUCCAGGUGUCCAUAAUGGCGAUGGAGGAGUCUCGUGUGUUGGUCUGGCAUCGCGACAAACUAAAGCUGUCCAUCAUGUCGGAUGCUUUCUUGCAGGCUGUAUUCGAUCAUAUUCUAGGAAGAGACGUCGUUCAUAAACUGAUGCAGGUGAGCGAAACAAUGUCUGUCAGUAACGGUCACUUACCAAACAGCUAUGAGGAGGGAGAAGAUAAACCCAUGUUGGUUGUGAAGAAAGCUGGGGAUGGACCUGGAAUAACCGCGCUAUUGAACAGACAGCUGCAAGGUAAAAUGACACUUAUUUAUUACUACAUAAGGUACAUGCUUAUUGAGUUUAUAUUCAAGCUGCAUGCGACAGAUCCCAACGCGUGGCGUUUAGGACGAAUCGACGAAACAGAUCACGAAACACCCGUUUGA
This is a messenger RNA of Danaus chrysippus (African queen), 1146 nucleotides long. The record is from the annotation of a GenBank genome assembly. Lineage: Eukaryota; Metazoa; Arthropoda; Insecta; Lepidoptera; Nymphalidae.